Molecule: messenger RNA, 1200 nt
Organism: Penicillium subrubescens
Lineage: Eukaryota; Fungi; Ascomycota; Eurotiomycetes; Eurotiales; Aspergillaceae
Exons: 3
Coding region: 1-1200 (399 amino acids)
Cellular component (GO): endomembrane system
Source: RefSeq, a predicted model, not a curated record
AUGAAGACCGCCGCUCUCUCGCUGCUCCUGUUGGCGCUGGUCGGUCUGGUCGCCGCCUGGUCCAAAGAAGACUACGAGAUCUUCCGCCUGCGCGAUGAACUGGCGACAACUGAAGGCACUAAUGUGACCUUUUACGACUUCCUCGAGGUCCGCCCCAAUGCCAGCCAAGAACAAAUCGUCAAGGCCCACCGCAAAAAGUCCAAGAACCUGCACCCAGACAAGGUCCGCCGCUCCUUCAUCGCCAAUUACUCCAAGGACAAGACCAAGGCCAAGUCCUCCAAGGGCGUAAACGUCAACAAGGGUCCCUCCAAGCGCGAAGUCGACGCCGCCAUCAAGGACGCCAAUGCCCGCUCCGCACGCCUGAACCUCGUCGCCAAUGUCCUCAAGGGCCCCAGCCGCGAGCGCUAUGAUCAUUUCCUGAAGAACGGUUUCCCCCUCUGGAAGGGAACUGGUUACUACUAUGAUCGAUUCCGUCCCGGUCUGGGCUCCGUGCUGCUGGGCUUGUUCCUGGUCUUCGGUGGUGCGGCGCACUACGGUGCACUGUAUCUGGGCUGGAAGCGUCAGCGCGAGUUUGUCGAUCGGUAUAUUCGCCAGGCGCGCCGUGCUGCUUGGGGUGAUGAGUUGGGCGUGCGUGGGAUUCCGGGUGUGGACUCGGCUACUGCUCCUGCCCCUGCUCCUGCUCCUGCUCCUAGCUCUGAGGCCCCCGAGGCUGGCGCAGUGGCUAUGAACCGUCGUCAGAAGCGUAUGAUGGACAAGGAGAACCGUAAGGAGAAGAAGAGUGUUCGGAAUGGUCGUGGUGUGGGCUCGGCUUCGGCUUCGGGUACCUCGACUCCUGUCGAGCAGCCAGCCGUGGCUGUGUCCACCGGCGAGCGUAAGCGUGUCGUUGCGGAGAAUGGCAAGGUGUUGAUCGUUGACUCUAUCGGUAAUGUCUUCCUGGAGGAGGAGUCUGAGGAGGGCGAGAAGCAGGAAUUCCUGUUGGAUAUUGAGGAGAUCCAGCGUCCGUCCAUCCGGGAUACGGUUGUCUGCAAGCUGCCCAUUUGGGUGUACCGCAAGAGUGUGGGUCGCGUGCUCGGCUCGUCCCAGGCUGUGGAGGAGGAAGAGGAUGUGACCGGUGCGGAGCUUGUUGAGGAGGUCGUUGAGGCUACCGCUACCACCAAGUCGUCUGCUCGUCGUCGCAACAAGCGUAACCAGCGGUCAUAG